AUGCGGUUCAACACCUUCUACGGUUAUGCCAAGCAGUGCUCUAAGGAGCUCAGGCCAGGCAUCAAGGCCGUUGAAGAAACCGUCAAGAGCGCGAUGGGACCUGUCAAUGAAAAAUUCCGCCUUCUUCCUGAUGAGAUCAUCCGCCAUGCCAAUAUUGAUCAUGCCGAACACCAUUCCACAAGCAACGCUCCUGUUGCCAACAUAGCCACUGUGUCGAAAAUGGCGGUGAGGCAUUAUGGCAAGGGUGAGCCCGUGGCAGAGCAGAGUGUGGCUUCGGCAUGGCAGAAGGUGAAACAAUCUCCAAUGUUUCAUCGGGUGGCGAAUGCGGUUGCGCCAAAGGCCACGUAUUGCACGGAAAAGUACAACAAAGCGGUUAUUGGUGCCGCGGAGAAGGGUUGUAAGGUCUCACCGUACUUGCCUUUGGUGCAUAGAGAGGAUAGCUAAGGUGUUUUGUGAAAUUUGGAGCAUGAAUCAAUCAGUCUCUUCCUACCUUUGUUUUUUUUGUUUGACAUUGUUUGCUAGUAAUUUGUUACUGGCUGUUAUUGCAGUUAUAGAUAUUGUUCAAAAGGAGUCUGCUAUUGAUAGGUUGUAUAUUUGACAUCAAAGUUUAGAUUUGGUGGUGGUUGAAGACACAGAAAAAGAAUUUUUGUUUUGAUUUAAA
Trifolium pratense (red clover) is the source of this 661-nucleotide messenger RNA. RefSeq names its product stress-related protein-like. The transcript has a single exon. The record is from RefSeq and is a predicted model, not a curated record. NCBI's taxonomy places the organism in Eukaryota, Viridiplantae, Streptophyta, Magnoliopsida, Fabales, Fabaceae. The coding region runs from base 1 to 444 and encodes 147 amino acids.